Messenger RNA from Paramacrobiotus metropolitanus, 2269 nucleotides. RefSeq lists its product as uncharacterized. Gene Ontology annotation, cellular component: cytoplasm. The transcript is spliced from 6 exons. The coding region runs from base 283 to 1896 and encodes 537 amino acids. The record is from RefSeq and is a predicted model, not a curated record. NCBI's taxonomy places the organism in Eukaryota, Metazoa, Tardigrada, Eutardigrada, Parachela, Macrobiotidae. Gene Ontology annotation, biological process: protein phosphorylation. Gene Ontology annotation, molecular function: ATP binding; protein serine/threonine kinase activity.
CGUAACGGUCAAAGGUAAUAAUAAAAGUUUACGGCAAGCUUAAUCGCAGAUUGAAUCAAGAACAGAACAAUGUGAAAGAAAUGGUGCGUUUUCCUGGAGGCGCAGCUAGCCUGUUCGCGACACGUGGUUCCUUAUAGCGCCUUAUCAUAAAACGUUGCGCCUGAAGGGGUUUGACCUACUUCAAAGUGUUGUACUUAUAUCUAUAUAUCGGGCUGAGUAACGAGUGCGUGGCCAUGCAAGUCAGUCAACAGAUGGCUCUAGCGAGGGACAGAAAGACCGGAAAUGGAUACCGAGAAGCUUGAUGGCGCCGUCUGCUCCGAAUUAGUCGAGAGUUUCGGCAUUGCCAAUUAUCAGCCAUCUUUCCCGUAUACUAUACAAGAAAAAAUUGGCCAAGGAGGAAUGUGCAGCGGCGUUUUCCUAGCCCAGGAUGAUUCCGGUCAACAGUAUGCCGCUAAGCUAAUACCAUUGCGAAAGGACCAUGUAGAUGAAGAUCUAAAACGCUGGAUCGAAGAAUUUAAAACUAUCCUACAACUAAGCACGGACCCAAAGAAUAAAAAUCUACUGAAAUAUCUGCAUAUGGAUAUCAUCAUUCUGGAGAAAGCACCGCAAUUUCUCAUCCUGAUGGAAUAUGGCCCGGGCGGAACCUUGCAGGACAAAUACCGGGACCCAGCAGAGCUGCGCCAUAAAAAAUCGGAACUGCGUGAGGAUUUGAAGGGAGUCCUUAAGGGUCUACGAUAUCUGCAUGGAAAACGUAUCGCCCAUCGUGACCUGAAGGCUGCCAAUAUCUUACUCACCGUCGACGGUACACCAAAGAUCGCUGAUUUUGGUUUAAUCGUGCAGCUGGCGCGGUCCGUCACCGGCAGCCAAGAAAUUUUCCCGGGCGCCGGCACCAUCCGGUACAUGGCACCUGAAAAUUUCAAUCCGGCACACGGUCGGCCGGGAACACGGGCUGAUAUUUGGGGGGUGGCCUGUGUAGUCUUGGAGAUGCUGUAUGGACAUGAGCCCCGCUUUUACGAAGAAACCACAACCGGAACCGGUCCACGGCCCCUGCAGGAAUUCGAGAUACGGAUUGCACUCAAUCGCGGAGACAAACCGUUCUACGAUAAAAGUGACUGGCAAGCCAAAAGCGGACUGAAGGGACGGUUUGUAGAUACCGCGGAAAAUUUUCUGGACACCUGUUUUCGGGCCAAAACGUCAGAGCGACCCAGUGCGGAAGCCCUAAUCGAACAUUGCUUCGUGCAGGGAAAGCCAUUGAGCACCUCUCCACCCAUCCGUAGAAAAUCCGGUCGGCUGGACAACGUAGCGCCCGCAGAAUCUGCGCAUUCUUUACGUCUAACGCGCACGCCGUCUUCAUCGACAUCAUCGCUGGAAUCACGGGAAUCAUUGGAACCAUUGGAAUCACCGAAUUGGUUCGGCAACGAUACAGACCAACAAUUGUGUCCCAGUUGUGUGACCGUGCAUGAUCGUGCUGGCACGACAGUCAGCCGCUCUGAGCUAUUCUUUCGCUCGAUAAACGACCGCAGUGGAGGUGUUCCUUGUGUGGUCAACACCGUGCCGUCGGAAUUGCCUUUUGCGAUGCCAGUGUUUCGGGAUGGGAGUGCAAGGCGUUUAGAGUGGGAGUGCGCUCAGCCAGAUUCUACCAAUAUGGUUCGCGUCAGCCGUGUUCAACAGCGAGGUGUCUUGGAGGAAAUGGCAUCGCCAUCGUUUCCGGUCAGUCGGACGAUGUCCCGCUCCCAUGCCAUUCCAAUUAUGUUGCCAACUCCGCAGUCGUCGCUGAUGUUUGGGGGCAGUUUGCCACAGGAAAUGGCUGGUAAUCGGAUUCGCCAACGUAGAAUGUCGAAUUCCAUACCGACAGCAUGGAAGACGGUAUGGAGGCAAGAUCACUUUGACUGCUGAAUGAUCUUCAUAUUCCGAGUCCGAGAUUAUAUGGCAUAUUCUUACGAUUUUCAACCUCCGAUUUCUGUUGCUCCUCUUGCUUCCUGGAGAACAAUUUCACGAUCUGCCACAAUCGGGGGAACCGGCUACCGAUGGUACAGGCCGCCGUCAGAAUGACCGAAGAAUUUGUAAAAACGUUAAUGGUUAACUUGCUUGCUUGACCUGGCAUCCCAUAUCGUGCUGUUUUGUAUGAUAAAAUAUACUAAAUUUAAUAAUAUUUUAACCGCAUUCUGCAUCGACGUAUUCAACUGAAUUUUUUAGUACAUCUACAGUAAGCCUUAUGUUGAGUUUAGGGAAUUCUUAUAGGAAAGCCGGCCUACCUUACUAAAUAUGC